AUGCUCACGAUACACGAUCCGGAGAAAGCAUUGGCCAGUCUCUCGAGUCCUCUGAUUGCGGCAGACACGCUUUAUCUCUCGCGUGAACCGGAUAUACAGACCGUCAAGCUCACAGCUGGACUACAUCGACAGACGUGGGUCAACGGGGCACUCAUAUUCAUUGAUGUCCAUAUCUCCAAUAACACCCCCAGAAAUAUCAAGAAGAUCGAGGUACAGUUGGAAAAGACAAUUCUGUGGUAUACCCAUCCUCCAUUUGGCACGUCGGAAAAGACUGUUCAUUAUCUACGCCUCCCCCGCAAGACUGAUACGGAUAUAGUCAGUGUCAAUGCUAUCAAGAGCUCGACUACUUGGGAUGGUAUUGGUGCUCACUCAUCCGACGUCAGGACAAUCGAGCUUGAAGCUCCUAGGGGUCAUGUUACCAUCAGUACCGGAAGGUACUUUGAAAUUCGAUAUAUCGUGAACGUGGUAGUCACCGUGAAAAUGUUCAAGACCGUUGCCGUUCAACUUCCGGUCACGAUCAUACCCAUCAACUCCCUCGAUGUCUUACCGAAUUCUCUAGCUCAGGUUGCUGCUUCCAUCGAAGCAAAAAGGACAAAGACCGUACCGGUUGGUGUGGAUUCUCGUGCUCGUCCCUCGUUCCAGCAGGGGCAGGCAUUCACUGCACCGGUAGGACAGUCUUUGGAAAAGAUGCGCCACAGCAGGAUCAGAUCUCAAUCUGAGGAUGUUGAGUCUCUAACUCGUCAUGUCGACAGCUCCCCACGUCGAUUUGCUCAUAUCCACAGCCACAGCCACUGUGUAGGCGGACUGAAUCAAACAAAAUUUGACGGGAACCUGAAGGAGAUGCCGGCUGAACCAGAGGGACCCAAAUUGCCAAGACUUCAAGUUUCAACCUCGGGACUUGGAUUUUCAGAGUCAGAGUUUGAAGUUCCGGCAGAUUCGCCUCUGAAGAAAGUCAUGUUAAGUGAGCAGGAGCGGAAUAUGCUCAUCCAACAGAAAGAACUCAAAAGUCGGGAUCAACGCAAUAUGAGGAAAGGGAGAAAGCCCAGUCAAGAUACAGAUCGGGGCCAUAGAGCACGACCCAGUAAAGACCAGGCAAGCUGGAAUAAUGUGGCAGGCAGCAUGAUCAAUUUGGCUUGA
This is a messenger RNA of Exophiala bonariae, 1137 nucleotides long. RefSeq lists its product as uncharacterized. The record is from RefSeq and is a predicted model, not a curated record. Lineage: Eukaryota; Fungi; Ascomycota; Eurotiomycetes; Chaetothyriales; Herpotrichiellaceae. Bases 1 to 1137 code for a protein of 378 amino acids. The transcript has a single exon.